GCCUCCUCGCCAAGGCGCCCUUCUCGCCCCGCCCCUUUUCGAACCCUGCCAGCCCCUCCCAUUUAGAACCUAAACCUUGGACCCCCGCCUCUUUAGAACCCCUAGACUGGGUGCUGGCCCCGUCCCCUCCUCACAUCAUCAGAGACCAAUGCCGUGGACGAGUGCAAAAGUGGGGGAUACCCUCUGGAUCCAUAAAACAUGGGGGCUGGGGGGCUGUUCGCGGGCGCCGCUGCCGGGCUCUAGGACCCAGCGGGCAAGCACGCCCGCCUCGCUCUUCCCCCUCCCCCAGGCCGCCCCCUCCCCCCGCACCCGUCCUCCAGGUCCCCCCUCCCUCCCCCCUCGCCCCGGCUCCCGGUGCCCGUCUCCAACGCCGCCGGAGACAGCGAGGGAGCCGGAGCGAACAGGAGGAGGAGGAGGAGGCCGCGUCGCCGCCGCUCGGAGCCCGGCCGGAGCCUCCCAGACUACCUUGGAGUGUACCUUGAGGCCAGGCCUGGUCUACAACAAGGUGAACCCCAUCUUCCACCACUGGAGCCUGGGCGACUGCAAGUUUGGGCUGACGUUUCAGAGUCCCGCUGAGGCCGAUGAGUUCCAGAAGAGCCUGCUGGCUGCGCUGGCCGCACUGGGUCGAGGCUCGCUCACCCCCUCCUCCUCCUCCUCCUCCUCCUCUCCUUCCCAGGACACCGCAGAGACCCCCUGCCCGCUGACGUCCCACGUGGACAGCGACUCCUCCUCCAGCCACAGCCGCCAGGAGACGCCUCCUUCCGCCGCCUCGGCUGCCCCCAUCGUCACGGUGGACUCAGCUUCUGGUUUCGGGCCAGCCACGCCUCCCCAGCGCCGCCGCUCCUCGGCUCAGAGCUACCCUCCACUUCUACCGUUCACAGGGAUUCCAGAGCCCUCAGAGUCCCCGGCCGGGGCAGGGGGCCCGGGCUGGGGCGGCCGUGGCUACGAGGAUUACAGGCGCUCUGGGCCGCCUGCGCCCCUCGCCCUAUCCACCUGCGUCGUGCGCUUCGCCAAGACCGGUGCGUUGAGGGGUGCAGCCCUGGGGCCCCCAGCAGCACUUCCCGCCCCUCUGGCCGAGGCUGCGCCCCCAGCACCUCCGGCUCGCCCACCGCCGGGCCCCGGCCCCGCCCCCGCGCCGGCCAAGGCCUCCCCAGAGACCGAGGAGGCAGCUCGCUGCGUGCACUGCCGGGCGCUCUUCCGCCGCCGUGCGGACGGGCGUGGGGGUCGCUGUGCGGAGGCCCCGGACCCGGGUCGCCUACUGGUGCGCCGUCUCAGCUGCCUGUGGUGCGCCGAGAGCUUGCUCUACCACUGCCUGUCGGACGCCGAGGGCGACUUCUCGGACCCAUGCGCCUGCGAGCCGGGCCACCCACGCCCCGCCGCGCGCUGGGCCGCGCUGGCCGCGCUCUCCUUGGCGGUGCCCUGUCUGUGCUGCUACGCGCCCCUGCGCGCCUGCCACUGGGUCGCGGCGCGAUGCGGUUGCGCUGGCUGCGGGGGUCGCCACGAAGAGGCUGCACGGUGAGGAUGGCCUGGAAGGUCCGGUAACCGGACCCGGGACCCGGAAUUGAGGGUCCAGGACCCCGGACUCAGUUCGGACCUAAAACGCAAACCUAGGCACAUCUGGAACUUGGAGCUUGAGUUUGGAUUGAGAGAUCCCAGACCCGGAAUCUGGACCCCAAACCUAGGAUUGUGCGGCUCCAGACCCGGCUUCGUUGGGACGUCGGUCUCAAGAGGUCUCAGGCGUCCUGAGUUCUGGCGUCCCCCUCCCCACCCCCAGGAGACACGCGGAUCUCCAGACUGCAUCGCAGAGGGCCCCGGGGACACAAGGAGCCCUGACAGAUGCAGGGCCCUUGAACCCUGAACCCCCGUCCAAAGCUCAGAUUAUAGCCCCAGAAUUAGUCUGGA
Messenger RNA from Oryctolagus cuniculus (rabbit), 1902 nucleotides. The record is from RefSeq and is a predicted model, not a curated record. NCBI's taxonomy places the organism in Eukaryota, Metazoa, Chordata, Mammalia, Lagomorpha, Leporidae.